This is a messenger RNA of Rhagoletis zephyria (snowberry fruit fly), 2601 nucleotides long. The record is from RefSeq and is a predicted model, not a curated record. NCBI's taxonomy places the organism in Eukaryota, Metazoa, Arthropoda, Insecta, Diptera, Tephritidae.
AUUCUCAGCUCUAUCAACGGCCACGCCGCCCCCGGUCAGGUGCUUGCAGUGAUGGGCGCCAGCGGCAGUGGAAAAACUACCCUCCUAAACCUGCUCAGUGGACGAACUAAGCCCACUUCCGGUUCGAUUACACUCAAUGGAGCUCGCCUGAGCAAACAGCAGCGGCGGCGCAUCUGCUACGUCCUCCAGCAGGACAUCUUUUUUCCCAGUCUGACGCUGAAGCAAACGUUGAUGUACACCGCCCGUCUUCGCCUGCCACAGUCAAUGCCAAACAGAGAAAAGCAACGGCUGGUGGAGAAGCUGAUCAGCGAGCUCCACUUGACGCAGUGCCAACACACUGCAAUCGGCGAUGUCAGCCAGCGUGGCCUUUCCGGUGGCGAAAAGAAGCGCGUCAACAUUGCCUGCGAACUGCUGACCAACCCUAGCGUCAUGCUCAUUGAUGAACCCACUUCCGGUCUAGAUUCCUGCACCGCCCACUCUCUGGUGGCGACCAUCAAGCGCUUUGCCGUGGAGAAGCGCAAGACGAUCAUCAUGACGGUCCAUCAGCCCUCCUCGCAGAUGUUCUACAUGUUCGAUCAGCUGCUGCUGCUGGCGAAUGGCGGCGCUGGAGGAAGGCUGGCCUACUUUGGCCCGAUCAACGGUGUGGUGCCCUUUUUUGGCACGCUGGGCCACAACAUUGGCCUGCACUACAAUCCCGCAGACUACAUUCUCGAGGUGGUGGCCACGGCCAAGGUGAAAAACGGCGGUGAAGGAGAAGGAGGCAUCGAGGAGAUAAUUGAGGCGGCGGCAGCAGAGGCGGCCAGACGGCGAAGUGGAGAUGACCCUCAUCACGCCCAUCACCACCACCAUCACCACCAUCACCACUGGAAAAAGACCGCCAGUCUGAAGUCGAUUGAGCUGAGCGAGAUGUCCGAGGUGAAGUUCAGCGACUGCAACCAAAGUGCCGUUAGCAUGGGUGAUCACCACCACCACCACCACGCUGGUGAUCAUCAUUCUCAUCAUCAUCACCAUCACCAUUUAGACUCUGAUUCGGGUCGUUCGUCUUGGUCUGAGCCAGACCGCAGCUCCGAAGUCUCCCUAGAGCAGCCAUCAUCAGCCGCCUCACCUCAGCCAAAUCUGUCUCCAAACAAAGAGACCGGCCACGUCUCCUUGUCAAUGGGCGUCCAGCAUCAGCAGGAGGAGGCACUCUUCAAGAACCUGAAGGAUAAGAAAAAGCUUCACCCAAAGAAAAAGUUGUCCCGAAGACAGCCACCAAAGUGGCCCACCUCAAUGUGGACGCAGGUGCGCGUCCUCACUGAGCGAAACUUCACCGAGGCAAAGAGUCGCAUGCUCUCCAAGCUCAACUGGAUCCAGACGGUGGUGCUGGCCAUUCUAGCUGGCCUCAUCUGGUACCGACCGACGAGGACUGAGGAGACAAUGGAGGACAUUCGAGGGUGGAUGUUUUUCACCACCACCUACUGGAUGCUCUUUGGCCUCUUCCAAGCACUGGUCUCCUUUCCCGCCGAACGCGAGGUUGUCAACAAGGAGCGCGCCUCAGGCGCCUACCGCCUCUCCGCCUAUUACCUCGCCAAAAUGGCCGGCGAACUGCCCCUCACGGUGGCGCUGCCCUCCGUCUUCUUCUUCAUCUCCUACCCGAUGUUGGCCGCCAUGGGCGACAACCACCUUAGCUUCGCCUCCUUCCUCUCCUGCUGGGCCUUCCUCCUGCUGUCCACAGUGUGCGCCCAGUCGGUGGGCCUCUUCAUCGGCGCCGCCUGCGCCGACCUGGAAGUCUCCGUCACCAGCAGCGCCCUCUACUCCCUCUCUACUAUGCUCUUUGCAGGCUACUACACGGCCAUGCCGCCUUGGCUCGCUUGGGCCCGAUACGCCUCUAUGGUCUACUACGCCUUCCUCAAUAUGCAGCUGGUGGAGUUUGGUGGCGAUUCAGGGGGAAUACUAUGCUCUAAAACGGCCUCCAAGUUUGCCUACUGCCAGCAGUUCUACGGCAACUCUAACUCAACGACUGCAACCACUGCCACCGCCAUCAAUGCGACCAUUCCCUACUCUGAGCUGAAACUGCAGCUCGAUCUAAUGAACCUAGGCAGCGAGCCGACGCCCCUCUGGUUCAACAGUCUUGUGCUGGUGGGCUUUCUGGUGGCCUUCCGUACCAUGGGCUACCUGAUCUUCCCCGGGAGCACGGUGAUGGAGCAGCUGCACUUUAGCAUCGCUGAAGGCAGGCACAGCAGCUCGGCGGCAGCAGGAAACAGCGGUGAGAACCUCGAUAAUAACGGCAGCAGCAGCAGCAGCGGCACAGUGACCAUCUCUGAGGCGCAGUCGGAGCUGUACAAGAGCUUUCAGCGAGAGGUGAUCAAGGCCUUCCUUGCUGUGACCAAGAACCUGAUGGUCACUGAGAUUGACGCCCAGAUGGAGGUCAUUGACGAGCAGCUCGAUGAGAUGUUCGCCUUUGAGAUGGAGCUGGUUAAUAUCACCAAAGACAUUGCCCAGGCUGAGAAUGCUGCCGCUGCUGCAGCAACUGCCUCCACCACCACCACCACCGAGUCAAACAACUGCCUGCCCGUAGUUUGGUUCAAUCAGUCGGCUGCUGAAGAGGCCAAAUGCUCAUGA